UCGUUUGAUGGGGGGCGGGUUUAAAUACGAGUGGAAGCCAUCUUGAACGUUUGGUUGACAAGACUUCUUCGCAGUCGGCUAAAAGAAAAAUUGCACACCUUACAAACACCGCAUAGAGAACCGAUUAUUGGAGUUAUCCAAGGGUUGAAGAAACCUGGGAGGAAGCAGAGGCUAAUUGCCUGUACACAAGAUGGCUAGAUAAACAGUCUGCCCAUACUUAACAGCUAGCUAAGGCUUCUGCAUUACGAUAUUCCAUAUGACGAUGGCAGAUUAUUUAAAUGUAAAGAACUAAUUUCCUCAGAAAUUCGCGUUUACAGCAGAUCUGAUAAUUAAAUGGGGUAUUUGUUUAUUUUGACGUUUGAUGUACGCAAAACUGCAACGUUGUUGAAUCUGCCGUCAUAGGAUCAGAAUAAUUUGAAUUUGGAUAAACCGUAAAGUCUUGCAUUUUGAGUGCUUGCAGCAGACUGGACUCACUUCAUUUAGACUGUAAAAUAUUUCAUUGCUAUUGAAACAAAAGACAAGUAGACAUGAGUACCGCCAGGACAGAGAACCCAGUGAUUCUGGGCUUGUCCAACCAGAAUGUACAGCUCAGAGGCUCAGUUAAGCCUGUUGUAGCACCCGGUGGAGGUGGAGCAGGCCCUCCACAACAGCAACUUAAUCAGAUGAAGGGUGCAAUCAACAACGGUAAUUCCCAACUGGCCGAGACAACUAAUGCUGUCAAGCCUGGAGAUGACUGGAAGAAAAGUUUGAAGUUGCCCCCAAAAGACAUGAGGAUGAGAACUUCGGAUGUGACUGCAACUAAAGGCAACGAGUUUGAAGAUUAUUGCCUAAAGAGGGAGCUUCUCAUGGGAAUCUUUGAGAUGGGCUGGGAAAAGCCAUCUCCAAUUCAGGAGGAAAGCAUUCCCAUCGCACUUUCAGGAAGAGAUAUCUUGGCCAGAGCCAAAAAUGGCACGGGAAAGAGUGGAGCCUACCUCAUUCCCUUACUUGAACGCAUUGACCUCAAGAGGGACUGCAUACAAGCUAUGGUCAUAGUGCCGACCCGAGAACUGGCUCUGCAAGUAAGCCAAAUAAGUAUCCAGGUCAGCAAACACAUGGGCGGAGUAAAGGUAAUGGCAACUACAGGUGGAACCAACCUACGUGAUGACAUCAUGAGACUCGAUGAAACAGUACAUGUGGUCAUUGCCACUCCUGGGAGAAUUCUAGACCUGAUCAAGAAAGGAGUGGCCAAAGUCAAUCAAGUGCAGAUGGUUGUUCUUGAUGAAGCUGACAAACUCCUGUCUCAGGACUUUGUGGUUAUGAUGGAGGAAAUGCUGGGCUUCCUUGCCAAACAGAGGCAAAUCCUGCUUUAUUCUGCAACCUUCCCCAUCAGCGUUCAGAAGUUCAUGAACGCUCACUUGCAGAAGCCCUAUGAGAUAAACCUGAUGGAGGAGCUUACACUGAAGGGGGUGACUCAGUAUUACGCUUAUGUAACUGAAAGGCAAAAGGUCCAUUGUCUUAACACCUUGUUCUCCAGGCUCCAGAUCAACCAGUCUAUAAUCUUCUGCAACUCUUCUCAGAGAGUGGAACUCCUUGCAAAGAAGAUCUCCCAGCUUGGUUAUUCAUGUUUCUACAUUCAUGCCAAGAUGAGACAGGAGCAUCGCAACCGUGUGUUCCACGACUUCAGAAAUGGCCUCUGCCGGAAUCUUGUCUGCACUGACCUCUUCACAAGAGGAAUUGACAUACAAGCUGUGAAUGUUGUGAUCAAUUUCGACUUUCCCAAGCUGGGAGAAACGUACCUUCAUCGCAUUGGUAGAUCUGGCCGCUUUGGACACUUGGGUCUGGCCAUAAACCUCAUCACGUACGAUGAUCGCUUCAACCUAAAGGGGAUUGAGGAGCAGCUGGGAACAGAAAUCAAGCCCAUCCCCGGGAUCAUCGACAAGAGCCUAUAUGUGGCAGAGUACCACAGUGAGAGUGGUGAAGAAAUCAAGCCAUGAGCCAAUCAGUCCAACCUCGAUUCCCCUUUGUACCUUUUUUCCCCUUCAUCCCCCUGUCUUGGAGCUCUUUUUCAUUUUUUAUGUAGUUUGUCAGUCUUCCUGUUUUGGAGGCCACCAUAAGGAAUCUGUGAUUUGAUGGGAUGCGUUUCAGAAGAACUCAAUUGCCUUUUUAUAGGGCUCUGAGCUGCACCAACACACCCUGAAGACCUAAGCACCAGGAGGAAAGCAUGGGACCAAGUCAAAAAUGUACAUUGUGAAGAUUCAUAUCCACCAAGGUUGCAAAGCCAGCACCAACAGACUGCUAUAUGACAUCAUCCAUUCUCCAUGUUUUUAUUUUGGGAAGUUUUAACCAAUUUGUAUCAAGUGCCUUAACAAGCAGAUCGACUCGUUCUAAAGUAAUAACCCUUCAUUCUCCGCAUCUCGCUCACGUCACACCACUCAGUCACCUAGUUAUAAAUUUGUUACACUAAUUUAAUGUCUGAUCACAUAGGUGAAUUCAUAGCAUUCAUUUGUUUUGUUUUUCUUUGGUUACGUCAUCUAUUUGCGACAGAAUGGAGGUAAUUAGGAGGGAAGCCGGUCUGAAUGACCUUCCUUUGCUGGCUUUGCUGCACACUUGAGUCUGGCUGACAAACUUGGAUGUUCCAUGGACAGAGAUGCUGGAUUUUGUUCCAAGAGACAGCCAGACUGUCCAGUUGCUUGAGUGGAAGCUCGUGCUUCUAAAAUACCCAGAACCUUUCCUCUUGUCUUCAUCAUCGGAACACUAAAAACGAGCAGCCUCUCAAUGCCACGUGUCAUGAAGAUUCCUGUUCUGGUGGAGUUUAAUUGUUGGGAGCACAUUUUUCUUUUUUUGUCCUUUGUUUCACCUUCCUAUGGAUGGCCAUACUUUAUUCUGCGAGAUGUGUAGCCAACAUGUCGGCUGCACCUUAAAUCCUGUGUAUAUACCCUCAUUUUAAGAUUGUUUUAAACAAAUUCAAAAGGCUGGCCAACAAACUGAAAAUACCCCCCCCCCCUCCCCCUCUUAGCACUGGACUGUUUUCUUAACUUUGUUUGAUCUGCAAUAUUGGCCUGUGAAUUUAUUUAUGAUUUUCGAAAUUGCAGAGUUUAUUGGAAUUCCAAAGAGCUUUUGCCUGAAAUUUAUUUUGGAGGCAGAGUUCACUGAUAAUCUUUAGUCCCUACAAUUGUUGCCCGUAUUCUCCUGCUAUCAGUGUUAAAAAAGUGUUCAGUCAAAACGGACGAUUUUGUCAAUCUUGUGCAUUUGAGUAAUGAAUUCUUAGUCACCAGCCUUAACUUGUGAAACCGAGUCUCGAGACGCACUCGAAGAUUUGUUGUAGAAAUUGGUCUUAUUGGAAGAGAAAACAAUAUUCUAUCAUGUAGUAGUACUACUUGUUUUCGCAGUGCAGCCAAAUUGGCAGAAUUUAUUUUCCGGGGGAGGUAUUGGCUGUUACUCUGUAAGCACAGCUCCAUUACUUCACAAAUGGUGAAGCUGUGCAUUUCUGCCCCCCGCCCCCUUUCCCCCUUUUGAAGAAUUUUUGCCAAAUGCAUCAAAAUGAACCAUCUGACCUAAAAUGUGGCAGCAAUUCACUCUGUGCAUUGCAAGCUGGCUGGCUUGAUUUACACCCAGCUAGCACAAGAUGGUUAAUUUAAAAGCGCAGAGAGAUGGUUCAGUAAAACUGACUGCUUCUUUUUGUACACCCAUAAUGCCCAAAUGGGAGAAAAGUGUGAUGCAGAUUUAAAAAACAAAACAAUGAAUGGCAGAGGGAAUUGGCACGAAGGAUUGCAUAAUACAAUUAGUCGGACUGCUUGUUUAGAAAAUACUGGGCACCUCAGACUGCUGAGUUCAUGGCUUGUUUCUCUGCCCUUGUUUAUUUUGGGUUUUGGAAUAUAUUUUGCGUUUUUAUGCAAUAUAAUAACCUUGUUCUGCAUUGAGGUCCUCUGACGACCCGUUUGAUCAGCUGAAUUCUUGCAAAUGAGGUUCCCUUUGUUAUGGUGAGAUGCUCUAAACUCUAAUCAAUGAGAAGUAGUAUUGCUCAUUUCUUAGUGACUGUUUAUCAGUUUCAAAAUCCCCGUUCUGUUUCUCAUUGGUUAGAACUGAUCCCUGUUCUCUCGACUCUAUUGUCCCCUGAAUACGUGUACACCUAAUUUGGCCUGGUUUGGGUGGGAGGGCUGUCUUAAACGCAUUAUAAAUUACGUGAAACAUUAGUUGAGUGAGCAGGGAUCUAAUUGUGCAGGAGCCUGGCAGCUGCCUGUUGUCAGCCGCUGGUAGUAAAGCACCACAGCUUGCACAGCAAAAAUUGACUACGCCUCAAGAUUUACCGUAUUGCUGCUUCUUGAUGGACUGCUGCUUUACUGCCAGCAGCUGCCUUGUGAGAACCUUAAAGACUGAGACAAGAGCAUCUUGCCCCUUAAAUGGCAACUUAAUUGGUUUAGUUGGUAACUUAAAUUGUCUCAUUCUUUAAGGUUUUUUUUUUUUGUUCAAUUGGUGGGGUGGCUAAAUUAAUGCUCUUGCUGCCCUGAUGCACGUGUUCAUCCUUCCCUGAUGGUUCUGAAACUAUAACAUCUUGUGUAUAAUCUGGCUGAGGAUGUGAGAAUUUCUUUUAGAACUGGUGCAUCAGUAAAAUAUGGGGAGGAGCCUUUUGGCAAUAAAACAAGACUCAAGUUAUGUUAAUGGGUAUAAAAAGGUUUGAUAAAUUGCCCUGGAUACAUUUUCUUUCUUUUUCAAAUGAAACGUUCAAGUGGAGUUAACCUUGUUUAAAAGUCUCCAAGUUUAAGAAAGAAUUUAAAGACUCGGUUCAUAUUCUAUUUAAAAUUUGGUCGUUAUUUAAUUGGCAAAUUCUUCAGUGAUUCUAAAUUUACAAUGAUUUGAGUUUGACAAAUGUCAUAUUGGAUUCUAUUAAGUUUUGUUGAUAAUAAAGAUCACUGAAAUUUA
Messenger RNA from Pungitius pungitius (ninespine stickleback), 4899 nucleotides. RefSeq names its product DEAD (Asp-Glu-Ala-Asp) box helicase 6 (gene ddx6). NCBI's taxonomy places the organism in Eukaryota, Metazoa, Chordata, Actinopteri, Perciformes, Gasterosteidae. Gene Ontology annotation, biological process: negative regulation of translation; P-body assembly; cytoplasmic stress granule assembly. Bases 528 to 1973 code for a protein of 481 amino acids. The record is from RefSeq and is a predicted model, not a curated record. Gene Ontology annotation, cellular component: P-body; cytoplasmic stress granule. The transcript is spliced from 14 exons. Gene Ontology annotation, molecular function: RNA helicase activity; mRNA binding; ATP binding.